GUGGUUCGACUUGGAAACCCCCACUUCAUCUAAUGAAACUAUGUGGACUACUUACUUUGCAAAUGAGUGACUGAACCUACUCCAGGUCUUCACAGAGUGUAAUUAUUAUGGAGUAUUCAGCGAUAAAGAACUGUGAUGAUAUAUUUGCGGUUAUUUGUCAGAAGGGAUGCGGGUUACCCCACCACAAAAAUGCCGUGAAUGAGGGGGGUCACUGCUGCAUGAACGCGCUGCGGGAACAAAACGAACUUCUGCAGGCGUGGAGUGACAGAAUUGCGUCCGAAGUCAGGAAACUCUGUAUCACCUGGGGAGAACGGGAGCAAUUUCUGCUAUCCCAGCUGACCGCUCUACAGACCGAAGCACAGGACAGUGCUAUGAAAUACCAGCAGAGACUAAAGCAGUAUAUGCUUUGCAUCAGUAGCAUAUUGGAUCAGAUCAGUGGCUCGUAUGAGACUGACUCAGAAGGAUCUGGGAUCUUUGUGUCCCACGUGUCGGAGGAGGGUCCUGCAGGCCGCGCAGAUGGGAUGCAGGUGCACGACAGGGUACUGGAGAAAAGCACCUGUGAUCUCACCUGGGUUUGUCUGCUCGUAACCAGUUGUGUUGAUCCUGUGAUCUCACCUGGGUUUGUCUGCUCAUAACCAGUUGUGUUGCUCCUGUG
This is a messenger RNA of Alosa sapidissima (American shad), 655 nucleotides long. Its product is annotated as E3 ubiquitin-protein ligase PDZRN3-like. Gene Ontology annotation, molecular function: protein binding. The transcript is spliced from 3 exons. The record is from RefSeq and is a predicted model, not a curated record. Lineage: Eukaryota; Metazoa; Chordata; Actinopteri; Clupeiformes; Clupeidae. Bases 108 to 635 code for a protein of 175 amino acids.